AUGCUCUCACUCAAAAAGUCCAUCGCCACCAUCCGCGGCGACCUCUCCAACAUCACCGCGCCACCCUUCGUCCUCGACUCCAAAUCGGCCGUCGAACUGCCAGCCUUCUGGGCCGAACGACCCGCCAUCUUCGUGGCCUCGGCCGCCGCCCAGGAGCCCGCCGAGCGCGCCUUGCUGGUGCUGAAGUGGUUCCUCGCGUCUUUGCGCAAUCAGCAAUACGCCGGUCGGUCCCCCGCCGAGGGCGUGAAGAAGCCCAUCAACGCCUUUCUCGGCGAGGUGUUUCUCGCUAGAUGGGAGGGCGACCAGGGCCAGGAAGGGGCGGGAGAUGGAGUUGGAGUGACGAGGCUCGUUAGUGAGCAAGUGAGUCAUCACCCGCCCGUCACUGCGUGUCGAGUGUGGAACGAGAAACACGGCGUCACGGUAAGUCAUGUCUUUCUCUUCCAGAGUUUGCUCUCGUCGCCCUCCAACAAUUCUCAAGCCGGCCCAAAUGACCAUCAAGGAAACUCACACAUUCUUUCACCCUCUUCUCUGGAGCAGGCAGAGGGCUACACGCGCCAGGAGAUCACGUUCAGCGGCAGCGUCAACAUCCAACAAAUCGGGCACGCGACGCUGCACCUCGCCCGCCACGACGAGACAUACCUGAUCCCCCUGCCGGACAUCAAGAUCAAGGGCCUCCUGGCCGGCUCGCCCUACCCGGAGCUGCAGGGCACGCACCACAUCCCCAGCACGAGCGGCUACACGUCCACCAUCGACUUCAUUGGUAAAGGUGGCCUCUUCUCGGGCGCGGACCGCAAGCACGCCUUCGAAGCCCGGGUCUACCGUGACUUCAACGACGACAACAACGGAAGGGAGGCCGAUCCUGAUACUGCGCGCACCGUGUACACCGUCUCCGGCCACUGGGAUAGCCAGUUCGUCAUCCGCGACGCCCGGCGGGAUGUCGAGAUCGAGACCUUCGACGUCGCAACCGCGCCUACUGCGCCGCUGCUCACCGACCCCCUCGCGGAGCAGGACCCGUGGGAGUCCCGUCGCGCGUGGCGCCGUGUGCGCGAGGCCCUGCAGCGGGGCGACAUGCAAGCCGCCGCCGACGCUAAAGCGAGAGUCGAGAACGGGCAGCGCGAGAUGCGCAUAGCCGAGAACAACAAGAACGACGACGGCGCGCACUGGCAGCGCCUGUUCUUCGAGCCCGUAGCCCAAUCGGACGAGACCGCCGCGUCGUUGGCGCGCAAGGUCGGAUUGGCGCUCAAGCCUGACGACACGGUCGCGGCGUGGAGGUUCCGGCGCAAAGAGUGGGACGAAGGAGUGUUCCGCAAGCCAUAUCGUGGGGAUUUGAUGCCGGACAAUACGAGGGCGAGCGACGGCGGGAGGAAAGGAGAUGGUGUCGUCGACGACCAUGUCAACGACGUUUCUGUUUUUCCUCCUCCACCUCCUCCCUCUGUAGCUGUGUCGCACAUGGCGCCGUCCGUCCACACUAGGGGGGAAGAGGAGAGGAGACAUGUUCUGCCCACGGACUCGGUGGCCCAGCUUGACACGGCGAAUAAUACUACCACGACACGAAAACACCAGUCCACAACCGCCACCACCGAGUCCCUGGGAGCUGAAACAGCCUCCGAAUCCACCACACCAAAUCAGAAAACUCCAGUUCUUCCCCCAGUUGGGCCAGAGGGGAAGACGAAUAACUACGACGACGACGUUGAACAAGACAUGAUGAUGACGGCGCAGGAAGAGGUUCAUCAAGUCGAAGAGUUUCUCCGGGAUAAGUACUCGAGUCGGAGGAGGUAG
Messenger RNA from Fonsecaea erecta, 1779 nucleotides. RefSeq lists its product as hypothetical. The transcript is spliced from 2 exons. Gene Ontology annotation, cellular component: cytosol; intracellular membrane-bounded organelle; membrane. Bases 1 to 1779 code for a protein of 592 amino acids. The record is from RefSeq and is a predicted model, not a curated record. Gene Ontology annotation, biological process: endocytosis; maintenance of cell polarity; piecemeal microautophagy of the nucleus. NCBI's taxonomy places the organism in Eukaryota, Fungi, Ascomycota, Eurotiomycetes, Chaetothyriales, Herpotrichiellaceae. Gene Ontology annotation, molecular function: oxysterol binding.